CCCGAGUCCGACACGUUACCAACCGUUGCGGCACGUUAGACGCUGUCAAGAAGCGCGGGAAAAGAUGUUUCGCCACUAGGGCUACGACGAGGCCUCCUUUCCCAGAGGAAGGGGGAACGACGAACCGAUCAUGGAUCCCACCGACGGUGAUGACGAGGAGGAGUUCGGGCUCUCUCGAAACUAUUUUCUCGCCAAAGAGAUCGGCUCCGUCUCCGGCAGGAAGUCCGCCCGCAAGCUUUCCGACAUUGCUCUCGUCGACGAACAGGUUUUGAGAGCAGCAGUGCCUGAAAUUGUACCGAAACAUGAGAAAGAGACAGCAUCUUUGUUAAAAAGCUACAAAGACUUGUAUUCUAAGUGGCUAUUUGAGCUGAGGUGUGGCUUUGGCCUCUUAAUAUAUGGUUUUGGUUCUAAGAAGAUUUUGCUUGAAGAUUUUGCUUCAUCGGCAUUAACAGAUUUUGGAGUAAUUGUAAUCAAUGGCUAUCUUCCAUCAGUCAACAUAAAACAAGUUGUGAUUACCAUAGCUGAAGUUCUAUGGGACCAAUUAAAAACCAAACGAAAAUGUUCUACAGGGAGCAAGCCCAAACAUCCUUUUAGUUCCCAGUCCACAGAAGAUCUUUUCUUAUUUCUUGAUGGGCAACUUCCAAAUGAGAAUGACUGCUUUGUAUGCAUUGUUAUUCACAAUAUCGACGGACCAGCUUUACGGGACUCUGAAUCACAACAAUAUCUUGCUCGAAUCGCGUGCUGUUCCCAUGUCCGUAUGAUUGCAUCCAUUGACCAUGUCAAUGCACCCUUAUUGUGGGACAAGAAGAUGGUUCACACACAGUUUAACUGGUGCUGGUACCAUGUCCCAACCUUUGCACCUUACAAGGCGGAAGGCAUCUUUUUCCCUUUGAUACUUGCUAGUGGAGGUAAUGCUCAGACUACGAAAACUGCGUUAGUUGUCCUGGAGAGUUUGACACCAAAUGCUCAAAGUGUGUUUAAAAUUCUUGCGGAGCAUCAGUUGGCCAAUGAAAAAGAGGAAGGUAUGCCUGUUAACACUCUAUAUACCAAGUGUCGUGAGCGUUUUCUGGUCAGCAGCCAAGUUACAUUGAAUUCCCAUCUCACUGAGUUCAAAGACCAUGAAUUAGUGAAGACAAGAAGGCAUUCUGAGGGCCAAGAUUGUCUCUAUAUUCCUCUUGCCUCUGAAGUACUCGAGAAGCUGUUACAGGAGUUGGUUUGAGCAAUUGACUUUGUGCUGACGGUAUACAGUUUAUUUUGGUUUCUUUUAGAAUUAAUUUGUGCUGUAUUGGAUUUUUUAUUUGAUUUAUGAUCUUGUGAUGGCGUAAUAUAUUGAUCCAUGGGGUCUGUGAAAUCAGGUCACUGUAAGUUUCUUUAUUCAAAUCUAAUUUAUUGUACAAUGCCAUGGACAUGUUUGAUGUAGUCUGAAGUUUGGUUAGAUCUAUUUUUAUCAGCACUAUGUUACAUAUAUUUGAACAA
Messenger RNA from Elaeis guineensis (African oil palm), 1476 nucleotides. RefSeq names its product origin of replication complex subunit 2. Gene Ontology annotation, molecular function: DNA replication origin binding. Gene Ontology annotation, biological process: DNA replication. Lineage: Eukaryota; Viridiplantae; Streptophyta; Magnoliopsida; Arecales; Arecaceae. The record is from RefSeq and is a predicted model, not a curated record. Gene Ontology annotation, cellular component: nucleus; nuclear origin of replication recognition complex.